This is a messenger RNA of Miscanthus lutarioriparius, 1992 nucleotides long. NCBI's taxonomy places the organism in Eukaryota, Viridiplantae, Streptophyta, Magnoliopsida, Poales, Poaceae. The record is from the annotation of a GenBank genome assembly.
AUGGCCACCACCGCCGCCGCCACUUUCGUGCUCCUCCAUCCUCCCAUCCGGAAACCUGCAAUCCCACCGCUGUACAUUCUCCCACUUCCCACCCAACCCCACUCCAAAACGCACCCUCGUCCUCUCCCCCUCCCGCGCCGCCGCAGGGGCGGCCCCAUCGCCGCCUUCCCCAACGCCACAUCUUCGUCCACGAAUGCCUCUGCCUCGCCCACCUACGACGUCCGGGAGGCAGAGGCCGCCGUCGCGGAGCUCCUCCGCGAGGGCGGCGCCUCCCCGGCCGAUGCCGACGCCAUCGCCGCGCGCGCGCCGGCCUACGCCGCUAUGCUUGCCGAUGGCGUCCGCGAGCUGGACGAGCUCGGCCUCUGGGCUUCGUGGAGCUCCGGUGCCGGGGCCCGGCUGAGCCUCGGCGGGGCCGUCGAGAUGGAGAUGGGGAGGCUCGGUUUCAGGAGGAAGGUGUACCUCAUGGGACGGAGCAAGCGUGACCACGGUGUGGUGCCGCUCCUCGAGAGUUUGGGGGUGCGUCUCUCCUCCGCCAAGCUCAUCGCGCCUUACGUCGCGGCUGCGGGCCUCACUGUGCUGAUUGAUAGGGUUAAGUUUUUGAAGGAAAUGUUAUUUUCAAGCAGUGAUUAUGCAGUACUAAUUGGAAGGAAUGCUAAGCGCAUGAUGACACACUUAUCAAUACCUGCAGAUGAUGCACUCCAAAGUACUUUAUCUUUUUUUGAAAAAAUGGAGGCUAGGUAUGGUGGUGUUAGCGUGUUGGGGCAUGGAGAUGUGUCAUUUCCUUAUCUCAUUGAAUCAUUUCCAAUGCUUCUUCUCUGCUCAGAAGAUAAUCAUCUCAAGCCAUUAGUUGAUUUUCUCAAGCACAUUGGAAUUCCAAAGCCAAAGAUUGCAUCAGUUCUGCUGCUAUUUCCUCCUAUCAUUCUUUCUGAUGUUGAAAAUGAUAUUAAGCCUAGGAUUCGUGAAUGGGAGAAGGCUGGCAUUGAACAAGACUAUAUUGGUAGGAUGUUGUUGAAGUAUCCAUGGAUUCUUUCAACGAGUGUGAUAGAGAACUACAGUCAAAUGCUGUUAUUUUUCAACCGAAAAAAGAUUUCUAGUACAAUCCUUGGUAUUGCUGUGAAAAGUUGGCCUCAUAAUCUUGGCUGCUCUUCAAAAAGAAUGAAUUCAGCUUUGGAGCUGUUUCAUGAUCUGGGCAUUUGUAAAAAAAUGGUGGUUCCAGUCAUUACAUCAAGUCCACAGUUAUUACUGAGAAAACCUGAUCAGUUUAUGCAGAAUGUUUUGUUUUUCAGAGAAAUGGGUGUUGAUAAGAAAACAACAGGAAAGAUUUUGUGUCGUUCGCCUGAAAUAUUUGCUUCAAAUUUGGAUAACACCCUCAAGAAGAAAAUCGACUUUCUUACCAACUUUGGUGUUUCUAAACAUCAUCUUCCUCGCAUCAUUAGGAAGUAUCCAGAACUUUUAUUGUUGGACAUAAAUCAUACAUUGCUCCCCAGGAUGAACUACCUAUUGGAGGUGGGUUUGUCUAAGAAAGAUCUGUGCUCAAUGAUCUUUAGAUUUUCCCCACUUCUAGGUUACAGUAUUGAGCUUGUUAUGAAACCAAAGCUUGAGUUUCUGCUAAGAACCAUGAAGAAGCCACUUAAAGCAGUUGUAGAAUACCCAAGGUACUUCAGUUAUUCACUCAAGGGGAAGAUCAAACCCCGGUUUUGCGUACUGCAGAGUAGAAACAUAGACUGCACUCUGACGGAGAUGUUUGCAAAGAACGAUGAACUCUUUGCUGAAGAGUACUUGGGACUUGGAGGAUUGCUCGAGAAACCUCUACAAUCAAGCAUAGGUGUGUGCUAUGCCAAAGCUGUACAGCUUUAUGCUUGGAUUGGUGAGGCUGUUUUCAGAUGGGAGGCACUUUUCCAAUGCUUAGUAUUAAGAAGGUUUAAGAAGAAAUUACAAAGAGUUGGUUUCCAACUAGGAACAGAGAGAAGGAUGCCCCACACCUUUGUGUGA